GUUGUUGGUCUUUUUGUUACUGUUGUUUGUUUCCCUGUUUUGCUUUUUGGUCUGCUAGUUGUUCCUCCUCUUUCCUCCCCUUCACUGAAAAACACCAAACAAACACAUGUCUCACUGUUGUUUUUGUUCAGCGACACAAAAGAGAUAGUCAUUGUUCUUUCCUAUGGUACAAGUCCUUCUGAAAGCCUCUCUGACGUCCCUUGAGCAGAAACUCAGCUACUGAGGGGUCUUUUUCUCCCCCUGACAAUGAACAUGUGUGGGCUCAAGCCUCUUAAGUGGCUCCUGCUGGACUGGAAUCUUCGGACUCAGGAUGUCUUGGGGCUGAUGGUAGGUGGGCUGUGUCUCAGGGCUGAUGGCUUGUAUACCUACAGGAGGAGUUCUCUGGCCACAGCGUUGGUACAGCAGCUCCUUCCAGGCUCAUUCAUGGAGCAGGCAUGGCGGCAGUCUUGGAGAAGAGUGCCAGCCCCGGUCAGAGAAAAUGUCAAAGAAAUUUUUGGACAGACUAUUAUCCAUCAUCAUAUCCCUUUUAACUGGGACUGUGAAUUUAUCCGACUGCACUUUGGGCAUAACCGGAAGAAGCACCUGAACUAUACAGAAUUCACACAAUUUCUCCAGGAGCUCCAAUUAGAACAUGCAAGACAAGCCUUUGCGGUAAAAGAUAAGAACAAAAGUGGCAUGAUUUCCGGACUGGAUUUCAGUGACAUCAUGGUGACCAUCCGGUCUCACAUGCUUACGCCUUUUGUGGAGGAGAACUUAGUUUCAGCUGCUGGAGGAAGUAUCUCACACCAGGUUAGCUUCUCCUACUUCAAUGCGUUUAACUCCUUACUGAAUAACAUGGAGCUCGUUCGUAAGAUAUAUAGCACUCUAGCUGGCUCAAGGAAAGAUGUGGAAGUCACAAAAGAGGAAUUUGCCCAGAAUGCGAUACGCUAUGGACAAGUCACGCCACUGGAAAUUGACAUCCUCUACCAGCUCGCAGACUUAUAUAAUGCUACAGGGCGUUUGACUUUGGCGGAUAUUGAAAGAAUAGCCCCGCUGGCCGAGGGUGCCCUCCCUUACAACCUGGCAGAACUUCAGAGGCAGCAAUCAUACGGGGUCGGCAGGCCCGUCUGGCUCCAGAUUGCCGAGUCUGCCUACAGAUUCACUCUGGGCUCAGUUGCUGGAGCUGUGGGAGCCACGGCAGUGUACCCUAUCGAUCUGGUGAAGACCCGCAUGCAGAACCAGCGUGGCACCGGCUCCGUGGUCGGGGAGCUGAUGUACAAAAACAGCUUCGACUGUUUUAAGAAGGUCUUGCGUUAUGAGGGCUUCUUUGGACUCUACCGAGGUCUGAUACCACAGCUGAUCGGGGUUGCUCCAGAAAAGGCCAUUAAAUUGACCGUGAACGAUUUUGUCCGGGACAAGUUUACUACCAGAGAUGGAUCCAUUCCACUUUUCGCAGAAAUCCUGGCCGGAGGUUGUGCUGGCGGCUCCCAGGUCAUCUUUACGAACCCACUGGAGAUCGUGAAGAUCCGCCUGCAGGUGGCCGGGGAGAUCACCACAGGCCCCAGAGUCAGCGCCCUCAAUGUCCUCCGAGACCUGGGCCUCUUCGGUCUGUACAAGGGUGCCAAAGCGUGUUUCCUCCGAGACAUUCCCUUCUCUGCCAUCUAUUUCCCUGUUUAUGCUCACUGCAAACUACUUCUGGCUGAUGAAAACGGACGCGUGGGAGGCUUAAAUCUCCUUGCAGCUGGAGCCAUGGCAGGUGUGCCUGCGGCUUCCCUGGUGACCCCUGCUGAUGUCAUCAAGACAAGACUGCAAGUGGCCGCCCGAGCCGGCCAGACGACCUACAGCGGUGUUGUGGACUGUUUCAGGAAGAUCCUCCGGGAAGAAGGGCCCUCUGCGUUCUGGAAAGGGACGGCAGCUCGAGUGUUUCGGUCCUCUCCCCAGUUUGGCGUCACCUUGCUCACCUACGAGCUUCUCCAGCGGUGGUUCUACAUUGACUUCGGAGGCCUCAAGCCGUCUGGCUCGGAACCGACCCCUAAAUCGCGCAUCGCAGACCUCCCUCCCGCCAACCCCGAUCACAUCGGCGGCUACAGACUCGCCACAGCCACCUUCGCGGGCAUCGAAAACAAGUUUGGCCUUUAUCUUCCCAAGUUUAAGUCUCCCAGCGCUGCAGUAGCUCAGCCCAGGCCGGCGGCGCCAGCUCAGUGACAGCCACGGUUGGUGUAGCAAGAGAUGGCAGCCCGAGGGCAGAGUGGCCUGGGGGAGCAGCCCUGCGGGGCACCCAGUCAGCUGCAUGGUGCUGGCUGAGCCCGAGUCAGGGCGCCCUUUCUGUAUGACACAUACCUGUAUUUGUGUAUAAAGUAACCAUUGGCCGGGGAGGGGGUGGGCGGGGGGAGACGCGGCCCGGCCUGAGCUUUAGUCCGACGUGAUGAAAUGUUUUCUAAGCCUUGGCAUGCAUUGUAGUGUUCUAGCCUCAGCUUCGCACCGCUUGGCACUUCCAGCGACUGUACAUAUUGUACAUCUUUGUACAGAGACACCUCGGCACCUCAUCCCCACGAAUCACAUGGAUAGCUAUGUAACUCCGUUCCGAGUGGCUGGAAAUGGACAGGACACUUUGAACGUGUUUUAUUGAGAAUCACGUUAAAAAAAAACAAAACACAAAAAGAAUCACGUGAAAAUAAAUGUAUUAAAGCGAAACCCAGGCUCUUGUUAGUGAGUGGUAGUUAAGCUGCAAUAUUAGACGCCUUUAAUUCACAGUUUGUUUUCCGUCCUGGAAUCCAGAGGUACUUGCUCUGCAUAAAAGGCAUAAGGAGCCCAGGUGCUGACAGUAUUACCUGGAGUAAGAGGUACUUUGGAAAGGUGCGUGCCAGUGGGAGCCGCAGGUCCAGGCUGGUGCCUUGUGCGAGUGGCGUUUGCAUUUUUAUUUCAUGUGUGUGGGCAGGGUCCUCCCCUCGUCCUCAAAAGGCAUUUCCCGGGCAGCCCCUCUACGACUGCGCAUGCGGACCAGGGGUUUUGCCUCCUGUGACACUGCCAGGAUGAGGCCCGGCGCCAGAAGAGGAAAGAGUGCUUGGGCAGCUCCCUCCACGUGGAUACGAUCCCCUUACAAAUAAAACAAACACCACAAUGUU
Messenger RNA from Echinops telfairi (small Madagascar hedgehog), 3104 nucleotides. It is a transcript of the gene SLC25A12, whose product is annotated as solute carrier family 25 member 12. Gene Ontology annotation, biological process: L-glutamate transmembrane transport; malate-aspartate shuttle; aspartate transmembrane transport. Lineage: Eukaryota; Metazoa; Chordata; Mammalia; Afrosoricida; Tenrecidae. Bases 247 to 2184 code for a protein of 645 amino acids. The transcript has 15 exons. Gene Ontology annotation, molecular function: L-glutamate transmembrane transporter activity; calcium ion binding; L-aspartate transmembrane transporter activity. The record is from RefSeq and is a predicted model, not a curated record.